AAGAACGAUAGAAAAAUUCGGCAAAAAUAAUCAAUUGACUAUUAUUAGUAGAAUAUGUCUCUAUUUGAAUUAAACAAUUAACAUAUUAGUGAUUUAACAAUAUGAAUAGAUUACUCUAUAUAAAUAAGUGUUACCUUAAUACAUUUAGGAAUAAUAUAAGUCGAAGUUCGCCUGUUAUUUUACUUUCUAAAAAUGUUUUACCAAAUGUUUGUGUUCUUCGUGGAACACACGAACAAAAAAAAAUCGGGUCAACUCUUAAUUAUAUGAUAGCACUCGGUGUGAUGACAGUCGGUUUAAGUUAUGCGGCAGUGCCAUUAUAUAGGAUAUUUUGCCAGGCAUAUAGCUAUGGAGGUACUACUGGACAAGCGGAGGCUGAUGAUUCUGUCAGUAAGAUGAAAGCAGUCAAAGAUAGACCACUAAAGAUUCGCUUCAAUGCUGAUGUUGCAUCUUCAAUGCAGUGGAACUUUAAACCACAACAAACUGAUAUCACUGUGGUGCCGGGUGAGACUGCACUUGCAUUUUACACAGCACGGAACCCCACAGAUAAGUCAGUGAUUGGCAUUAGCACAUACAAUGUGAUCCCGUUUGAAGCGGGACAGUACUUCAAUAAGAUUCAGUGCUUUUGCUUUGAGGAACAAAUGCUAAAUCCUCAUGAACAGGUCGACAUGCCUGUGUUUUUCUACAUAGAUCCAGAGUUUCAAGAAGAUCCCAAAAUGGAAUAUGUUGACGAAAUAGUACUAUCUUAUACUUUCUUCGAGGCUAAGGAGGGACUGAAGUUACCUGUUCCCACUUAUGCUAGAUAAAUGUUGUGAUGUAAAUAAAAGCAAUUGUUAGCACAGAUUAUGUAAUUUAUGUAGUUGUUUUAAAUUAAAAUAUAAGUUUAGUAA
This is a messenger RNA of Vanessa atalanta (red admiral), 887 nucleotides long. RefSeq names its product cytochrome c oxidase assembly protein COX11, mitochondrial (gene Cox11). Lineage: Eukaryota; Metazoa; Arthropoda; Insecta; Lepidoptera; Nymphalidae. The transcript is spliced from 4 exons. Gene Ontology annotation, cellular component: mitochondrial inner membrane. The coding region runs from base 102 to 803 and encodes 233 amino acids. The record is from RefSeq and is a predicted model, not a curated record. Gene Ontology annotation, molecular function: copper ion binding.